Messenger RNA from Agelaius phoeniceus (red-winged blackbird), 4855 nucleotides. Lineage: Eukaryota; Metazoa; Chordata; Aves; Passeriformes; Icteridae. The record is from RefSeq and is a predicted model, not a curated record.
GGGGGCCAAAGUAAGUCCCAGGAGGUUUCUGUGGGGUGAAAAAAGGUAUUUUAGGGUAUUAAAAGACAUUUUGGGGUGAUUUGGGGGGUGACUUGAGGCUUCUGGAGCCUCAGGGCUCACAUGGAUUUUUCCCACAAAAGAACAGGUUUUAGUGGUUUUUGGUGUUUUUUUACAGGGGUGGCACAAGACGGGAUCUGAUGGCUCCUCCUUCCCUUCUGUGCACUCUCCAGUGCCAGCUACCGGGGCUGGGAGUUCCAUGCUGUGAUCCCACAGAACGACAACGAGUCCCCCAGCACGUACCUGCAGCUGCUGCUCGCCUUCUAUGGCCCUGCUGACACCCAGGUGUCGGGGAUGCUCUGUGGCAGCUCCAUCACCCAGAACACCACCCUGAGACCAGAUGUCACUGUGCCCUUGCCCUUUCCUGCUACCCUGGAACUCACUGGAAGCCACACUUCCCAUAAAACCUUGGUGAUUGAGGCCAGUGCUGACAUCUCUGUGACGUCUGUCAGUACCAAUGGCUACACUGUGGAUGCCAUUGCCUUCCUACCUAUGGAGAGCCUGGGCAUCAGGUACUAUGUGGUGACACCGGUUGGGAACUAAACUUGCGGCCUGACUGAGUUUAUGGUGGCCACUGACCCCACCACCAUCACUCUUAGCAUCAGCACCAGCACCACUUUCCACUUUGCUGGGGCCACAUACAUCCCCGUUGCCGUGCUCCGCCUAUUCCUGCAGCCCUACCACAGCCUGCAGCUCCAGAGCAGCCAGGACUUCACUGGCACAGUUGUGGUGGCCGACACCCCUGUGGUCGUCCUCAGUGGCCACACCUGUGUCAAGGUAUCUGCUGGAUUUGACUUUGUGGUGGAGCAGUUCCUCCCAAUGACAGUGUGGGGGAGGAGCUACGUGGUGCCACCCAACCCACUGCAGACAGAGGCUGAUUUUGUUUAUGUGGUGACGGAUGAAGACAACACCGUCAACUACAAUACUGGGAGCAGGAAUGCCACUGUGGCCAUGGCAACAAGGGAGGUGCAGACAUUCGUGGUGAACUGUGGGGUGCAGAGGUUCAGGGACAUCACGCCAUAACCAAUAUGAUCCAGUGAAGCCAAAUUUAUUAUCCCUAAAAGGACUAUAUUUAUAAUAAGUUUCUACUGUUCACGUGUCUAUAGCUAAUACAUGAUUGGUUAAUCCUAGCUGUUCACGUAUCUAAAAUGGAAUGCUGAUUGGAUCAUCUAAUUUUUCACACAUCUUGCUGUGGUUGUCUGGCCCACCCACAAUCAUGUAUAGCUAAUACAUGAUUGGUUAAUCCUAGCUGUUCACGUAUCUAAAAUGGAAUGCUGAUUGGAUCAUCUAAUUUUUCACACGUCUUGCUGUGGUUGUCUGAUUGGAUCAUCUAAUUUUUCACACGUCUUGCUGUGGUUGUCUGUCUCUUUUUUCUCCCUUUCUCAAGCUUGCUGACAAACUUGCUGAGUCCUGAUGACUCUUCUUCUUGUAUCUUUUUCAAGGACAUACCGACCCCAUUUCUGAAUAUGUCCAUUAUCCAUUGUUUGUGAACGUGUCCAUUGUCCAUUAUUACAAGCAGGCUCGAUUGUGCAUUGGCUGAACGUGGCCAUUGUCUUGCAAAAACUCCUCAACCUGCAAAAAUCGUCAACAGUGAACCAUAACUCCCACCUGUAGAUCAGUGCAGUGGUGGCAGUGCAGUUGGUGUUCUUCUUCAGUGGGUCAUCUUGGCAAGAUCCCUUCCUCCUUCUUGUCCCACCUGUCACCGCCCAUUGCACUGCAUUCCGCUUUAGCAGUGUGCCCAGCCAGUAUAGCCAUGCCAUCCUCAUUGCACCCACCACUACCACUGCCACCACCACCCUCAACCAUUGGCCAGACAACACAGUGGCAUGGCAGGCCAUUCCUGGCACAGAUUUCUCCUGGGCCAGCAUCACCAUGAGUGCAAUGAUGCAGAGUGCUGAGAACUCGUAGGUGCCCAUUGGGCUCCUGGUGUCUGGGUUCCAGACUCACACUGGAUAUGGUUUCCUGGGGCUCUGUGCUGCCAUCCCCACAGCAGUCUCCUGUGAGGAUUUGGUAUGCGAGAGGUGUGAGAUGGUGGAUGGACAACCAGAGUGCAUCCAGGAGACUUUCUCCACCUGUUGGCUCACUGGUGGGCCACACUACUGCAGUUUUGAUGAAAAACCUUUGAUUUCAUGGGAUCGCGGGCCUACACCAUGACCACCAUCUGCAAUCCUGAUCCCACCCUUCCUACUUCCUCUGUUGAGGUCAAAAAGGAGGAAAAAGGAGAACUCCAAAGUUUCCUCCAUUGGCUCCAUCACCAUCCAAGUCAACAACGUCACUGUCACUGCUGUCCAGUCAGAGAAUGGUAUGGUGAGGGUGAGCAACCACCGCUUGUGCCUCCCCAUUUUCCUCUGCCACAGGAAGGUCUGCAUCCACCAGAAGGGUAAAUCCAUGUUGAUUCAAUCAAAUUUCAAGCUGAAGGUCCUCUACAGCUGGGAUGAUCGUGUAGUGAUCAAACUUCCGGCUGCUCUUUCUAGAAAAGUCUGCGAAAUGUGUGGGAAAAACAAUGGGGAUCCCCAAGAUGACACUCUCUCUCCUGAUGGAAAACAAAUGGUUUCUUCUAUGACCUUGGCAAGGAAUUUUGGAGUGACCUCCCUUGCAUCCAACACUGUGUGUGUGACGCAGAGCAGCGGCAGACAGUGUGCUGGGAUUCUGGUUGUGGCACUGAAGAGGGAUGCCAGAUGGAGGAGGAUAUCCAGGAUUGUUAUCCCAAAAUUUUUGGGGUCUGCACUGCUGUCGGAGCCACCCAUUAUGAGACCUUUGAUGGCAAGGCAUUCAUCUUCCAGGGGAUGUGUGUCUUACGUGUUGGUAGGGUUGUCUGAGGACACCCAAAAUUUGGUGGGAUGCCAGGUGUUGGUGCAGAAUGGCCACCUUAGUGACAACCUCGUGUCGUCCAUUGCCGUGGUGACAGUCAAAGUCUACAAGAAAACCAUCAGCAUCAGCAGGGAACAUGCUGGAAAAAUCAUGACUGAUGAGCAGUUGGUCAAUCUCCCGUAGCACUACAGUGAAAGAAAGAUUGUUGUCUAUUGUCACGGGCAGGACGUGGUGGAAGUGACCAAUUUUGGCCUUGUUGUCACCUAUGACUGGUACAGCCACAUCACCACCAUGGUGCUAGUGGCUUCACCAAUGCCCUGUGUGGGCUCUGUGGGAACUACAAUGGCACUGCAAGCAAUGACAUGAUGAUGAGGAACAACCAUGUGACGUCAGACCCAGAUGCCUUCAGGAGCAGCUGGAAGGUCACAGAUGUCCCAGGAUGUGGUGAGAGGUCAACAGUGGAAUGUUCCAGCACCCUUGCACCUUCCUGGCUGCAGCAGGAAGUCUCUGAGAUGGGGUGUGAAAUUAUUUUGGAAGUGGAUGGACUCUUUAGAGGAUGUCAUGGUCAUGUUGAUGGCCAUCAGUACUUCUAGAGCUGCAUCCAUGACUCCUGCCUGUUCCCUGAUCAGGAAGAAGGGAUGUGUCCAAUCAUUGCCCUCUACGCCACCACAUGCCAGGCUGCUGGUGUGUCCAUUGAGAGGUGGAGGACAGAUAAUUUCUACUGUAAAUUGGGACAAUGGGAGGGUUUUUCCUUCAGCAGUAUACAAAGGAUCCUCAAGUCUGCUCCAAAUCUAUGUAUGAACAACCCGGAGGCGCAUGGGAAUCCCACCCAAAGUCUUGGUUGAUCCCAUAAUUCACCCAAAAUAAACCCUUCCUAAGGAAGAAGUUGUCUCAUCUGGAAUACCUUACCCCCUCAAAAUCUCCAAUUUCCUGGUGUUGGCUACAAAGUGGAUAAUUUAGAGGGAGAACCACCAAAAAAUGUACUAAAAAUAGUGGAAUUGGGUUAAAGGGAUCCAGCCUGGAGGUCAGUUGAGGACCCAGUGUGGAGCAAUCCCAUUCUUUGAGUGAAUAUUUCAUUUUUCGCCAUAAAAAUGUGAGAAAUCGUGUGGUUUAGAGGAAGAAUUCCUAUUGUAAUGGGAUGGCAUAUUCCUUAUGGAUGAUCAUUGGAUCAUCAUCAGAUAAUCGUUGGAUUGUCAUUUGAUGAUGCCCCUUGUCAUGUGCACAGGGAUGAAAAUCAAGUUUGCCAUGGGCUAAAAAGCUCUGUAUUAGGUGAAGUUUGCACUUGAAUUCCAGGAAACUUCCAGGAUUUGGCUUGGAAUUUCCUGGUUCCUCAUGAAUCCCAUUGUCUCCUGGCAGAUAUUCCCUGUCCUUCCAACAGCUCCAAUGAGCUCUGCUCGCACACCUGCCAGCACACCUGCGGCGCUGACUCUGCCACAUGCCAAGGGCAGUGCCACGAGGGCUGCAUGUGUCAGGAUGGCGUCGACAAGUGUGUGCCCAUGUCCCACUGCAGCUGCAGCCACCAUGGAGUCUACUACAAAGAGGGGGAGACAUUCUACCCCACAGAGCAGGAGAUGUGCCAGUGCCUCUCUGGUGGCACUGUGGAGUGCCAAAAUACUUCCUGUCAUGUUGGCCAUGGGAAGGUUGUCAGUGAUGUCUUCCAGUGUACCUCGCAGGUGUCCAGCACCUGUGUGGCCACAAGGGACCACACCUAUGUCACCUUUGAUGGGAUGGCCUUCAACAUCGCUGGUACUUACUCAUAUGUCCUCACCCAGACCGGUACAGUGUGACCGUGUUCACAGGCAUUCUUGGAUGAGGGAAGAGACGAGAAUAUUGACUCCAUGUUCAGAAGGCUUGAUUUAUUAUUUUAUGAUAUAUAUAUAUAUUACAUUAUGACUAUACUAAAAAGAAAAAGGAGGACAGGUUUUCCCAGAUGCUAACAUCUGGGAAUAGAAUAGAAAAGAAUAGAAAAUAAAAAAAUGAUAACAAA